GGUACCUUGAGUGUCCUACCUUCCGUUACAUCAAGGCAGUUACCCCGCUCUAUGUUGAUAUAAGGCAACAGUUAAGGCAACAGCUACGAUGUAUGUAGCGCGUACCAUUCCUGUUUCCGUGUCGAUUAACCAGGUGGAACUAUUCUGAUUUCACACUAUGCCAGGCAAGCACGUUGCUAGAGGAGGCAAAGGUGGGAAGGGCCUCGGCGGGAAAGGAGGGAUCAAACGGCACCGUAAGAUACUUCGCGACAAUAUUCAGGGAGUUACCAAGCCCGCUAUCAGACGACUAGCCCGUAGAGGUGGCGUCAAGCGAAUAUCAGCACAAAUCUACGAUGAAGUGCGAGUGGCCUUAAAAGCGAGGCUCGAAGAGAUCAUACGGGAUUGUGUUAUUUACACAGAAUACCGACAGAAGAAAACGGUCACUAUCAACGAUGUCUUACAUUCUCUGAAACGGAUUGGCCGGCCCAUAUACGGUUUCGACGAUGUAAGCGGCGGACCGCCAAAAAAGCGGUAAACUCUUGAAGAUUGGCUUUUAUAUGAGGAGUAUGUUCAAGCCAAGGUACAAUGUAGUGGAAAGAACUAAUAGAGUUGGCUUUUUUUUUUUUUUUUUUUAACGGCCUGAUUGGGACUAUUGGUGUAUGGAUGGAUGGAUGGUUAUGGAUUUACUUUUAUCUCUGCUCUUUGAACGCAGCUAGUUGGA
This is a messenger RNA of Daldinia decipiens, 700 nucleotides long. Its product is annotated as histone-fold-containing protein. Gene Ontology annotation, biological process: nucleosome assembly. Lineage: Eukaryota; Fungi; Ascomycota; Sordariomycetes; Xylariales; Hypoxylaceae. The transcript has 8 exons. The coding region runs from base 158 to 514 and encodes 118 amino acids. The record is from RefSeq and is a predicted model, not a curated record. Gene Ontology annotation, molecular function: protein heterodimerization activity; DNA binding; structural constituent of chromatin.